AAGAGCCUGGUGUACCAGAGAGAGCACUGGACUUGGAACCAGAAGACCUGGGUUUGGGGUGGUGGCUGGUAGGCAGCUGGCUGAAUGACCUGAGGCUGCUGCUACGCCUGGGCACACUGAUUUUAACCUGGGCUCUUUCCUGGAAUUGUGGACAUUUUUGGAGUUGGAGGUGGCCUUCUGGAAUAUCGAGCUAGUCUGCUGGCUGGGAAGGGUUUUGCUGUGAUGGCUCUGGCUUAUUGUAACUAUGAAGACCUCCCCAUGGGCAUGGAAAACCUACAUCUGGAGUACUUUGAAGAAGCUGUGAACUACCUGCUUAAUCACCCUCAGGUAAAGAGUCCAGGAGUCAGGCUGCUUGGGACUUCCAAGGGGGGUGAACUCUGCCUCUCCAUGGCCUCGUUCCUGAAGGGCAUCACCGCGCCUGUCAUAAUCAAUGGUUCUGUGGCCAAUACCCUGGGAAACUUACACUACAAAGGUGAGACCUUGCCUCCCUUGGGUUUCAACCCAAAGCGAAUCAAGGUGACCAAAGAUGGCUUUGCAGACAUUUUGGAGGUCCUGAACAGCCCUUUGGAAGGACCUAACCAGAAGAGCCUCAUUCCUCUGGAAAGAGCUGAGAGCGCCUUCCUGUUCCUGGUAGGUCAGGAUGACCACAACUGGAAGAGUGAAUUCUUUGCUAAUGAGGCCUCUAAACGCUUACAGGCCCAUGGUAAGGAGAAGCCCCAGAUCAUCUGUUACCCAGGAGCGGGGCAAUAUAUUGAGCCUCCUUACUUCCCCAUGUGCCCUGCUUCCCUACACACCUUGGUGGGUGGUCCUGUCAUCUGGGGAGGGGAGCCCAGGGCUCAUGCCACAGCCCAGAUGGAUGCUUGGCAGCAGCUCCAGACUUUCUUCCACAAACACUUGGGUAGGGAAAAGAGGACAAUCUCAGCAAAACUGUAAGCUUUUAUCUGAUUGUGUGGCAUCUUUGAUGCUAAUCUAUCUUGGGAACAGCUGCCACAAUUAGUGUGUCUGUGUAGAUUUUUUUCUUUUCAAUAAUUACAUAGAGUUUUUCACCCCUUCACUGUUAAACUGGACUUACUAAUAAGUUUUCAAGAUAUUUAUAAAUUAUUUACUUUUUCAGUUGUUUGAGGGGACAGUGAUUCUACAGAAAACACAACGGUGGAGGAAAGCAUACCUUUUAGUAUCUAACAACACACAACCGAUAAUGCUGUACCUCUGAAAGGAAAAAACUAAUACCUGAUAACCAUGCCUGGUACUCAACUGGCGCACAGUAAUUAUUUGUUGAAUUAUUUAUUAUUAUAAUUUAAUUUGUUUAAUACUUAAUUUAUUAAUGAAUAAAUGACUACUGUGGAAGAAAAGCAUUUAAAAUAUCAAAAUACUAUUCAGCUUUGAGUUUUUCCUUUAAGAAUGGAUGUGUUACAUUAAUUACUAAUCUAGUUAGAUUACUACUUAGUUGUAAAGUUACUAACAGUUACUAAAUUAGAUUUCUACUUAGAUGUAAAACUACUAAAUAUUUUCAAAGCAAAUGCAUUUUUAGUUCUUUGAUAGCUACUCCUUGAAUGAGUAAGGAUUCUCCUAGUGCAGAUAAACUAAGCUAUGUUCCUAUUGACACAUAUGUACCUUUAUGAUUUAUUUGCUUUGAAAGCUGGUAAAACAUUAUUUUGGUGAGUUUCAUAAGUGAUUUUAAUAAUGAUUAGCUUGCAAAUAAAUGAUGACUUAGUAUUCCCAACACUUGAUAGAAAUAAUUCCACAAUAAACUUACUUAUCUUUUCUAAAGUUUAAUGUGUUCAAAAUUUUAAAAAUACAUUAAUUUAUGAUUA
Vicugna pacos (alpaca) is the source of this 1814-nucleotide messenger RNA. Its product is annotated as acyl-coenzyme A thioesterase 1. Gene Ontology annotation, biological process: fatty acid metabolic process; acyl-CoA metabolic process. Lineage: Eukaryota; Metazoa; Chordata; Mammalia; Artiodactyla; Camelidae. Gene Ontology annotation, molecular function: fatty acyl-CoA hydrolase activity. The record is from RefSeq and is a predicted model, not a curated record.